Molecule: messenger RNA, 783 nt
Organism: Cooperia oncophora
Lineage: Eukaryota; Metazoa; Nematoda; Chromadorea; Rhabditida; Trichostrongylidae
Source: the annotation of a GenBank genome assembly
AUGAAGCCAGAAAAGAGAAGCGCUGGAAGUCGGAAAAUGAAGUGGGUAAACUACUACGCAGUUCUGAACUCCGUUGCCUUCCAGUUGUUCCCUGACGAAAAGCCACAUUCAGCUGCUGUCAUGUCGAUAGAUACCCGCCAACUAUGUCAUGUUCGGUUGGUUACGGCAGCCGAUGUCCGUGUUGCUGAUGCGGAACAGAUUAGAAGGAUAUUCCAUAUUAUGUUCGAUGACCGUGAUAGUGGCUCUACAAGUCGAAAUGCCUCAACAAAUGAUUUGAGCGUCACGUCGGCUUCACAGAAAGAUGAAUCCUGGAAGAGCCAUGACUUCCAAGAGUUGACGUUCCAUAUGAGCACCUACUGUGAUAUAUGUAGCAAGAAGCUAUCCGAUCUCGUCCGACCACCACCAGCUUAUGAAUGCAAAAACUGCCGGUUGAAGAUUCACAAAGAUCACGUCAAUACACCGCAAUUGACUGUCUGUAAAUACACUGGUGUUGUUCGAGAAUGGUUAUUGAUGGCGUUGACAAAAGAAGAAUGCAAUCAAUGGGUGAGCCUGCUGCAGAGAGUGAUGGCGACGCAGAGCUCCAAUCCGAUAUCCCGUGUGUCGUCGAAAAUUUCGCCCACCAACCGUUCGCACUCACACGCAUUCAGCGCCAGCAUCAAUCUCGCUCGCUCUCGCCGGGUGGGAUUCGCGUUGGAAUCAUGCCAAAGUUCUUUGUUGAAAGCCUUUCAUCUGGCUCUAGAGAAAGGCAGAAUUUCUAACGCAUUUAGUAUCGAUGAUAUUUGA